Messenger RNA from Bufo gargarizans (Asiatic toad), 2574 nucleotides. RefSeq names its product sushi, von Willebrand factor type A, EGF and pentraxin domain-containing protein 1-like. NCBI's taxonomy places the organism in Eukaryota, Metazoa, Chordata, Amphibia, Anura, Bufonidae. Gene Ontology annotation, molecular function: protein binding. The record is from RefSeq and is a predicted model, not a curated record. The transcript has 13 exons. The coding region runs from base 106 to 1842 and encodes 578 amino acids.
CAGAUCUGAAGUCUUCCUGCAAAAGAGGAAGAAAUGUCUUCAGCUUCCAUGAGAAUAGACUUCUUAGACAGUUAGACACUAUUUGUUGGUCAGGACCUUCUCACAAUGUCUCUGGGGUGGCUACUUCUUCAGAAUACUAUCUGUUUAAUCAUUUUAGGAUUUGGAGAAUAUGGAAACCACAUAAGAGUGGCAGCCCAAUGUAAGCAGCCAAAUCCUGAUGGAAGGUCCAGACUCUCCGUAGUGAAGAGCUCCUAUGCGGUGAAUGAGGUGGUGGGAGUGCUGUGUAUCCCGGGGUAUCGACCACUUGUGAAAGAGAUCACUUGUAAAAGUGUUUGGAUUUUGAAGUUUCACUGGAGUAGCACUCCUCAAUGUAUAGCCCAAUGUAAGAAGCCAAAUCCUGCUGGUAGGUUCAGCUUGUCCAUAGAGAAGGAUUACUAUGAUGUGGAUGAGGUGGUGAUCGUGCAGUGUAAUCAAGGGUAUCGAACUCGAGGGAAGAGGAUUACAUGUAGAUGGCCUGAGUCUGAAGAUCAGUGGGACCCUGCUCCACGAUGUGUAGCAGAACAGUGUAAGAAGCCGAACAAUAAUGGGAAUUACACGUUAUCUGGAUCUGGAAACUUCUAUGAUGUGGGGCAGUCUGCGACCGUGCGAUGCAGCACCGGAUACCAACCAUUAUAUGAGAGGAUUAAAUGUGUUGCCCCGCGGAGCAGAUCCGAAUGGGAUAAUGAUCCGCUCUGCAUUGCACAAUGUAAGAAGCCAUAUCCUGAUGGAACCUACAGCCUGUCCGUAGAGAAGGAGUACUACAAUGUGGAAGACGUGGUGACCGUGCAGUGUCAUGAAGGGUAUCGACCUCUAGUGAAGGAGAUUAGAUGUAGAAGACAAGGGUCUGCCGAUCAGUGGGAUCGGACACCGUGGUGUAUAGCACAAACUUUAUCCGCAUCUGGAAAGUUCUAUGAUGUGGGGGAGUCUGUGACCGUGCGAUGCAGGGCGGGAUACCGACCAUUAUAUGAGAGGAUUAGAUGUGUGGCCCCAGGGAGAAGAUCCGAGUGGGAUACCGAGCCCCUGUGUAUUGCACAAUGUAAGAAGCCAAAUCCUGAUGGAAGGUACAGCCUGUCCGUAGAGAAGGAGUACUAUGAUGUGGGGGAGUCUGUGACCGUGCGAUGUAGUGAGGGGCAUCGACCACAAGUGAAGAGGAUUACAUGUAGAAGCUGGGGGUCGGCAGUACACUGGGACUGGACACCACUGUGCAUAAUCCCCAAUCUUCCACAUAUAAUGAAAGGUCCGAGCAUGGAGGAUGGCCGCAUACGAUGGAUCCUCCUGAACAGAGAGGGGCUCGUCACUGGCUAUAAGCUGGACAUCGAGGCGCGAAGAGAUUCUGACCCGUCAGUCACUGGGCACCAGUCUCACUGGUUCCCCCCCAAUGUGACAGAAUGUGAAAUCCUUCUCCAGCCAGGAACCAAUUACACAGUGACAAUCAGAGCAGUGACAUCAUCAGGAGGCGGGGCUAGUGCUGUAUAUGUGGUAGAGACGCCCCCUAGUGGUGGGAGGAGAAAUGUCACCGGUACUUCAAACUCCACAAGAUCCUAUAUCGUGAGCCUAGAUCUUGCAUCCAUGCUUUGGCUUAUAGUCCCAAUAUUCAUGGUGAAGCUGCUGGUACUUGUGGUUCUCCUGAAGAUACAAUUUACUCUGAUAGCUGGAAAAUCCUCUGAGACAGAUCUGGACAGACAUGAAAAACCUAAAGAAUAUAGGAUCCUCUACAGGAAGAGAGAAGAGGAAUUUGUGUCCAUACAAAAUGGCCCAGGUGACCACGUGAACUCAGACCCAAAGGAAGCUGCACAUUCCUGAUGUAAAGAAGGGGAGCCGGACACCCAAAAAGUUUACAAAAUGUCAAAGACUGAAAGGGAGUGUCUGGUUUCAGUAAGAAAACAGAUAAGAGGAGGUUUAGCUGUUUUUACCUGGCAGACCCCGCAGCGGGUCCAGUUCUCUGGAAGGACUCUGUUUACCUGACUGCAGAGGUGAUGUCAUGUGACCUUUUCAGCCAAUCACUGGCAUCAGUGAUGGAAGAGUCCAGUGAUUGGCGGCAGUGGUUACAUGUUGCUGAUCCGCUAGGUAAGUACAGCUGACCUCUUUAUCGCAGUCUACUUUCCAGUGUUGUCAGGCUUCUUACUGAAACUGGAAAUCGUCCUCAUCUGAGAACACACAAGAAAUAAACAAAAACAUUAACAAUAAUGGUCUACCUGCAAAAAUCACGAUGUCAAAAACAAGUCAAAUAUAUAUAAAAACACAGGACAUGUAAUUGGGCCAAAGAGCCCCUAUUUCACAAAUAAACUAAUGAGGCGCUUCCAAAAGCGGUCCUUAUGAUAAAAGGACAAAGGUCAUAAAUAAAUUAGUAAAUGAGCCAAAUUCAUACAUCAAUAAAGACCCAAAAGGAAAAAGUGUAUCAAAAGAAGCAGAUGAAAGUAUAAACAUAUACAGUCGGACACAAAUAUUAGUUUUCACAAAGUUUGCUGCUAAACUGCUUUUCGAUCUUUGUUUCAGUUGUUUCUGUGAUGUAGUGAAAUAUAAUUACAGGCACUU